AUGACGGAUAACAGAGAGCCGAAACGGUUGAAAAAUCUUCUUUCAUGGUUUGUGAGGGAUCAAAGUAGUGGGAGUGGAAGUGGAAGUGGGAGAAAUGAGAUUAGAAGUGAGGUUGAGAGUAGAAAUGAAAAUGUUGGUUUAGUGAAUAAUAUUCUUUUAGAGUCUUCUCUAUCUAGUCCACUAGAAGAGUCUCCAUCUGUUCCAUUAGAAGAGGAUCAUAAUGAUAGAAUUGGGGAGCAAAACAAUAUUGAUUUCACUUCUCUUCAACGUGACCCAGGAUUAAGACAACCAAUAGGCCAAUAUUCUUUCAAAUUCUGUGAUAAUAUUCGGAGAGCUUAUGUUGUCUUAGGACCAUAUCAACCCUACUUAAGUAGUUAUCCAUCUUCUUGGGAUGGAGGGCAGGGUCGAAGAUUUUGUCACAAAUGGUUUAAAAAUUGGUCGUGGCUUGAGUAUUUUGUAGAGGUGGACAAAGCAUUUUUUUUUCCUUGUUUCCUAUUUGAUAGUUAUCCAUCCCACCAUCCGGCAUUCACUACGGAUGGGUUUAAUAGUUGGAAGAAUGUCAAUUUAAAGAAGUCAGGUCUUCUUAAGCAUGUGGGAGCCCUCAAUUCUCCACAUAAUGCUUGUAUGCGCCAAUGGGAAGUUCUAAGAAACCCGUCUAAGCACAUUGAGAGUGUGAUUAGUACUCAAUCAGCACAUGAAAAAAUAGAUAAUCGACUUCGGCUUGUUGCUGCUGUAGAGAGUGCAAGGUUGUUGGCACAUCAAGGAUGUGCUUUUAGAGGUCAUGAUGAGAGUAGUAAUUCAUCAAAUGGUGGCAAUUUCACUGCUGUACAAAAUGCUUUUGGGAGGAUGAAUUUAGAAGUAAAAAGAGUCUUGGAUAAUGCCCCUGGUAAUGCCAAGUAUACCUCUCCACUUAUUCAAAAACAAAUCAUAAAUAUACUUGGUAACAAAGUUAGGACCAAGAUUCGUGAUGAAGUGGGAACUUCCAAAUUUUGUAUACUUGUUGAUGAAGCUGUUGAUGUAUCUAAUAGGGAGCAAAUGACUAUCAUUCUUCGCUUUGUUGAUUGUCAUGGGUUUAUUAGAGAACGAUUUUUCAAGGUUAUUUGUGUUGGAGACACUUGUUCUCAAACUUUGAAAAAUGAGAUAUCCAAGGUGCUUGCUCAAUAUGAUCUUCAAAUAGAAAAUAUGAGGGGUCAAGGAUAUGAUGGUGCUAGUAACAUGCGAGGUCAGUUUAAUGGUUUACAAGCUUUGUUUAGAGAAGAAUGUAAAUAUGCAUAUUAUGUGCACUGUUUUGCUCAUCGCUUACAAUUGGCUUUGAUUGCCUCAUCUAGUGGAGUGCAUGAUGUUUGGCAAUUCUUUUAUUCUCUAAAUGUGAUUGUGAAUUUUGUUGACUCUUCUGCAAAACGUCAUUCAGCGUUAAGAGUUAUUAGAGAAGAGGAAAUUGCAGAUUUAGUGGCUGCAGGUAAACUUGAAACUGGUAUAGGGGCUAAUCAGACUACUAUUUUGCAACGGGCAGGGGCUACUCGUUGGGGUUCACAUUUUCGCUCUAUUUCAAGUUUGAUAAAAUUGUUUGGAGCCACCCAGAAAACUCUUGCAGAUUUGGUAAUUAAUGGACUUCCCAAAAUACAAGGAGAAGCAAAGAGUGUAGGUAAAGCUAUGAAGAAAUUUGAUUUUGUGUUUUGCUUGUUUUUGAUGCAUGAUAUCAUGAAGAUUACUGAUUUUCUUUGUCAGUCAUUGCAAAAAAAGGCCAUGGACAUCUUAAAUGCUCUAAGAGUUCUUUCUAUUGCAAAACAAAAGCUUCAAGCCAUGAGAGAUAAUGGUUGGGAUGAUUUGAUUUUGAGAAUAACAUCAUUUUGUUGUGAGCAUAAUAUCAUUGUUCCAGAUUUGUCUACUCCUUACAAGAAAGGUACAGAACGAGCUUGUCUAGAGGAUAUUACAAAAGAGCAUUAUUAUCGGAUCAAUAUACUUAAUGCUCUGAUAGAUGUUCAAUUGGCAGAGUUGGAGAGUAGAUUCCCAGAUCAGUCGUUGGAGCUCCUUACUCUUAGUUUUACAUUUGAUCCGCAUGAUAAUUUUCAGGCAUUCAAGCCUGAAGAUGUUUGCUCUCUUGCUUUGAGAUUUUACCCUAUGGAUUUUUCUGCAGGUGAUAUGCUUGCUCUAGAGAUGGAGUGUGGAUUUUUUCUAUCAGAUGUUCAGAGUGAUCUAAGAUUUGCAAAUACAACUUCUAUGUCUGAUUUAUGUCGGCGGAUGGAAGAUGACUUUCUUGAUGAUUUGAUGGUUCUCUAUAUUGAGAAAGAGUUUGUUGAUAGUGUUCACAAUGAUGAUGUAAUUGAAGAGUUUACAAAGUUAGGACCUCAGAGGGUAUCAUUCGGGCUGCAAUACGUUCCAGAACCAGGGGAAAUGGAGACAUAUCAAGCCCUUGAAGCUGAACAUAUAAAAGAGGUUCUUAACAAGGCAACUACUCCAACUAGUGCUGCUUGUGCAUCUACAUCCGCACCAAGUAUAUAUCUAUAUGCUGAAAAAUGGAAACUUUCGCGGAAAUAUCAAGGAAAUUAUGGAUAUUUCAGUCCUUGGGACGAAGGCAACGAGGAUUUGAUGAAGGAAAUGUUCUUGCUUAAAAAAGGAUCACGUUUAACAAGCACUCUAGUUCUCAAAAGCCAACUCAAAACAAUGUUCUAA
Molecule: messenger RNA, 2673 nt
Organism: Argentina anserina (silverweed cinquefoil)
Lineage: Eukaryota; Viridiplantae; Streptophyta; Magnoliopsida; Rosales; Rosaceae
Exons: 5
Coding region: 1-2673 (890 amino acids)
Source: RefSeq, a predicted model, not a curated record